AUGUAUACUACUUCUUCCAAUAGCUAUGACGAUGGCAUCUCAUCAGCAAUCCACUCGGUAAUUUCGAAGUUCGGCCAGCCACCGCUAGCCGGGACAACGAUUGGAAACCAGUCACGAUUGGAUGCGUCUCCUGACACGGUGCUCGCAAUGGUGCUAGAUUCUAUGGUCAAGGCACGACCAAUCUCUCACAGUCUGACUCAAAAGACCGUCAAACAUCUGCUCGACGAGGGUUAUCAUCACAUCGACAUACUCGCCACUACAACAUGGGAAGAACGCACAAAUACACUGAGAGAAGGAGGUUAUAAUCGGUAUCGGGAGCAAUGCGCGACCUACAUGGGUGGCCUUUCAGAUAUUGUUUCAAUUAAAUAUGAUGGAGACCUUAAAAAUUUGCUGGAGACUGCACAUGAGGAUCGGGAAGAGGUCCGCGGCCUAAUGAUGGAGUUCAAGGGGAUAGGAGACUUGGGAUUGGAACUCUUUUUCAACAAUGUGCAGAGUGUUUGGCCAUCGAUUGCCCCUUUCCUCGACUCACGAAGCCUGCAGACUGCCGAGGAGAUUGGUAUAGGUCGAGACUUGGAUGCUAUCUAUGGGGCUCUGGGCCAGGAGCCCGAGAAGAUGAGCCUGCUUGCGAACGGUCUAUCAAAGGUACGUCUAGAAAAGAAACAAAUUUAA
Penicillium odoratum is the source of this 669-nucleotide messenger RNA. RefSeq lists its product as uncharacterized. Bases 1 to 669 code for a protein of 222 amino acids. The record is from RefSeq and is a predicted model, not a curated record. The transcript is spliced from 2 exons. NCBI's taxonomy places the organism in Eukaryota, Fungi, Ascomycota, Eurotiomycetes, Eurotiales, Aspergillaceae.